Nicotiana tabacum (common tobacco) is the source of this 903-nucleotide messenger RNA. NCBI's taxonomy places the organism in Eukaryota, Viridiplantae, Streptophyta, Magnoliopsida, Solanales, Solanaceae. The record is from RefSeq and is a predicted model, not a curated record.
AUGAAGAAAAUAGCCAAACCCUUGACUUAUAUGAUUUUGCCCAGGACUUCCGCAUUGGCGGACAAGGAAGCGCAUCUGCGCUCUCGCAUUUGCAAGUUAAAAAGCGCCAAAAAGAGCGCAGAGGCGAGCUUCUUUGCGGCUGCGAUCGCUGGACUGCAAAAGCGGCCUUCGCACCUGCGUGCUAUCCUCCGUAGAAGCGAGCGAGCUCCAAGACCACUAUGGCGGCAGAACGACCAGGAUCAUGCAGAAGCGGAGCUGCACCUGCACUUCAAGAUAUCGCAGGACAUCUUUGCGGGAGGAACUGAUACAACUUACAUAGUGUUGGAAUGGGCCAUGACAGAGCUUCUAAGGCAUUCUAAUGCCAUGAAGAAACUCCAGAAUGAAGUGAGAGAAAUAGGUAAAGGGAAAAAAGAAAUAGUAUGUGGGGAUGACUUAGACAAAAUGCAUUACUUAAAAGCAGUAAUUAAGGAAACACUGCGCUUACAUCCUCCGAUUCGUCUGCUAAUUCCUCGCCAAGCAAGAGAAGAUGCUAAAGUAAUGGGCUAUGAAAUUGCAGCUGGAAGUAUGGUUAUAACUAAUGGUUGGGCUAUAGGGAGAGACCCUACAAUUUGGGAUAAUGCAGAGGAGUUUAAGCCAGAGAGAUUCUUGAAUUCGUCUAUAGAUUUUAAAGGGCAUGCUUUUGGAUUGAUACCAUUUGGAGCAGGAAGAAGGGGAUGUCCUGGAAUUUCAUUUGCUAUGGCUACUAAUGAGCUUGUGUUAGCAAAUGUUGUGAAGAAUUUUAAUUGGGAGUUGCCAAAGUGGCAAGAUCUGGAUAUGACUGAAUGUACUGGUUUAACCAUUCACAGGAAAAUUCCUCUGCUUGCUGUUGCAACUCCAUGCAACUCUAAGUUAAAUAAAGAGUAA